Molecule: messenger RNA, 2181 nt
Organism: Panicum hallii
Lineage: Eukaryota; Viridiplantae; Streptophyta; Magnoliopsida; Poales; Poaceae
Product: pentatricopeptide repeat-containing protein At5g13770, chloroplastic
Exons: 1
Coding region: 113-1930 (605 amino acids)
Molecular function (GO): protein binding
Source: RefSeq, a predicted model, not a curated record
CCUGUGAAAAUCAGCCGCGAAGGAAUCUCCUCCCUCGCAGGAUAAGGUGCCGUGGGCGUAAACAGGGUGGGUUCUUCCACUCCCGGCCUCUAGUUCUUUCCCUCCAGAGGUGAUGGCCAAAUGCUACUCCGAUUGGCCCCCGAUCCCGCCUCUGCGUCCGUCGCGAAGAACGCCGCCGCAAUCCCACGCCUCCCUGUGCGCGAUCAGGCGGCAGCUCGCGUCCUUCGUGCUCCACUGCUCCAGGUCCUGCGCCUCCCCUCUCCUCGAGCCCAAGAACCUGCCCGAUGAGUUCCCGGCCGUGCCGGCUGCGCCGGCGCCGGCGCCGCUGCCGGAUGCCGCCCCGAAGCUCGGCAUAUCCAACAAGUUCAUCCGGGGCCUCUGCAGCGACCCACAGACCGAGCAGCUCGCCUUCGAGUGCUACCGGAGGGCGCUGCUGCAGCCGGGGUUCCUGCCGGAGAAGAAGACGGCCAACGCGCUCACCGUGCAGCUGCUCAGGGCCAAGCAGUGGGGCUCGCUGGAGCUGCUGGUCCAGGACUUCGGCGCCUACGGCGUGCUCCCGGAGAAGCGGACGUGCGCGCGGCUCGUCGCCUGCUGCAUCAGGGCGAGGCGGUUCGGCCUCGCCGACGCGGUGCUCGCCGUCCUCGAGGCCAAGAAGGGGGCGCCCGCCGUGAUGGCCUUCGGCGCGGCCAUGCAGGCGUACAACAAGCUGCACAUGUACCGGAGCACGGUGCUGCUGUACGGGCAGGCGAGGGUGGCUCGCCUGCCGCUGAGCGCCGCCGCCUACCGCGCCGUGAUGGCGGCGUGCGGCGCCCUAGGCGAGCCGGACAUGGUGGCGUCGCUGUUCAAGCUCUACAGGUCCCAGAAAUGGUACCCCUCCGGUGGCUGCGUGGAGGCGUACGCCAUCGUCUGCGACGCGCUGGGGAAGGCGGGCAGAGCCCUGGACGCGCUGCGGAGCCUGCGGGAGAUGGAAGCCGACGGGCUCUUGCCAAACGCCGCGACCUACUCCUCCGUCAUUGGCGCUCUGGCAGAUGCCCGGGAGAAGCCGGCGGCGGAGGACCUGUACCACGAAGCCUGGGACAGCAAGAUGCUGGCGGAUCCCGACAUGUUCCUGAAGCUGACCGUCAUGCACGUCGAGGCUGGUGUGGUGGAGGAAACCAUAGAGGUCGCCAAGGACAUGAGGCAGAUCGGCCUGAGGGUCACGGACUGCAUCCUCUCCACAAUCAUCAAUGGCUUCGUGAAGAGGAGAGGCCUGAAACCAGCCAUCAGAGCGUACGACAAGCUGGUGUUCAUCGGGUGCGAGCCUGGUCAGGUCACCUACGCCUCGGUCAUCAACGUGUACUGCCGGCUUGGCCGCAGCGACAGGGCAGAAGCCGUCUUCUCGGAGAUGAUCGGCCGAGGCUUCGACAAGUGCGUGGUCGCCUACGGCAACAUGAUCUCAAUGUACGGCAAGAUCAGGAGAGCACCAGAGGCCAUGAAGCUGCUGGCCACGAUGAAGCAGAAGGGGUGCGAGCCCAACGUCCAGGUGUACAACUCCCUUCUCGACAUGCACGGCCGGCUCGGGAACUCGAAGCAGGCCGAGAAGAUCUGGAAGGAGAUGGCGCGGCGCAAGGUCCGGCCUGACCGGAUCAGCUACACGGCCAUCAUCCUGGCGAACAACCGGGCGGGGGAGCUGGAGCGGUGCAUGGAGCUGUACCAGGAGUUCAGGGAGACCGGAGGGAAGGUGGACAAGGCCAUGGCCGGGCUCAUGGUUGGGGUGUUCUCCAAGUGCAGCCGAUUCAACGAGCUCAUCGAGCUGCUCAAGGACAUGGAUGGCACCAAGCUGGACCGGAGGCUGUACAUGACUGUCCUGCGAAGCCUCCGGGAUGCCGGCCUGGAGGUCCAUGUGAAGUGGCUCCAAAGUAACCUCACGUUCGUGGAAGAGAAAACCUGAUGCCAGGUGCCACGAGUUCUUGCUGUGCAUAUUCAGGGCCGAAGUAUAUCGGACGUCCAAGAAAAGGCAUUGCUCUGUAAAUGGAAACUGAAAAAACGGUAAAUAUUUGCUUGCCCAAUGCUCUCUUUUGAAGCUUGUAUGCUAUUGUUGCUCAAUUUCGAUCUUCAUUGGCUCAAGUGGAUAGCAAUGUAAAUGUAUUUUAAGGGAUGCCAACUUUGUACCAUUAAUGAUCUGAUUCGAAAAUUCUUGAA